Molecule: messenger RNA, 3273 nt
Organism: Callithrix jacchus (white-tufted-ear marmoset)
Lineage: Eukaryota; Metazoa; Chordata; Mammalia; Primates; Cebidae
Gene: CXCR2
Product: C-X-C motif chemokine receptor 2
Biological process (GO): G protein-coupled receptor signaling pathway; positive regulation of cytosolic calcium ion concentration; neutrophil chemotaxis
Cellular component (GO): membrane; external side of plasma membrane
Molecular function (GO): C-C chemokine receptor activity; interleukin-8 binding; C-X-C chemokine receptor activity
Source: RefSeq, a predicted model, not a curated record
GGAAGCCAGUUGCAGUGUAUUUGUUGAGCAGCAGAGGAAGUGGAAAGAGCAGCUGUGUUAGCAAAAGGGUACUAGGACAGAGGGAGCUUGAUAAAGGCAUGAGUAAGGUGUGAUGGAAGGAAAAGAGCCAGGACAGAGGGGAAAGAAAGCAGGAUCCUCAAGGAUCGGAGAGGCAAUGGGUCCCACAGUCAGGUGCAGGGGAUUCAACAGAAACAGAAGGAGGGACAUUUCUCACUCUGACCCUGGAAAGAAGGAAGAAACUGUGUGUGAGUUCAGACAAGUCUGUUGAGGGGGGCUGGGAUGCCUGCAUCUUCCCUGUUAAAAAAGGAAGUGCAGGUUCAAAACACUCAGAGACAGAAGGUGGGUAGGCAAAUCUCCACCUUCAGACUGGUAGGCUCCUCCAGAAGCCAUCAGACAGAAAGAUGUGAAAAUCCACAGUGCUCAUCCCAGAUUCACUAGGUGGCACCUGUCCUGGGUCAAAGUCCCAGGACAGACCUUAUUGUUCCUCUGUGGGAACACCUCCCCAGGAGGGCCUCCUGGAUUUCUCCCCUCUCAACCCAGAAGUUUCAUCGUCCGGGAUGCUUCAUUUUUUUCCUGUGUAACAGCUCUGACUACCACCCAACCUUGAGGCAUAUUGAAGACUUCAGUGGCCACUCCAAUAACAGCAGGCUGUAGCUGCUGUCCUGGAGGUGUUCUACAGGUGAAAAGCCCAGCAUCCUGGUCAGGAUUUAAGUUUUCCUCAAAAAUGGAGCAUAUUAACUGGGAUGACUACAGCCUUGAAGAUCUCUUUGAAGGUGAAGAUCUUAGUAAUUACACUUACAGCUCUGACCUGCCCCCUCUUCUAACAGAUGCUGCCCCAUGUGAGCCAGAAUCCCUGGAAAUCAAUAAGUAUUUUGUGGUCAUUAUCUAUGCCCUAGUGUUCCUGCUGAGCCUGCUGGGAAACUCCCUCGUGAUGCUGGUCAUCUUAUACAGCAGGGUCGGCCGCUCUGUCACCGAUGUCUACCUGCUGAACCUGGCCUUGGCCGACCUGCUCUUUGCCCUGACCUUGCCCAUCUGGGCUGCCUCCAAGGUGAAUGGCUGGAUUUUUGGCACACCCCUGUGCAAAGUGGUCUCACUCCUGAAGGAAGUCAACUUCUACAGUGGCAUCCUGCUACUGGCCUGCAUCAGCAUGGACCGUUACCUGGCCAUUGUCCAUGCCACACGCACACUGACCCAGAAGCGCUACUUGGUCAAGUUUAUAUGUCUCAGCAUCUGGGGUCUGUCCUUGAUCCUGUCGCUGCCUGUCUUGCUUUUCCGAAGGACCAUCUACCCGCCCUCUUUUAGCCCUGUCUGCUAUGAGGACAUGGGUAACAACACAGCAACAUGGCGGAUGGUGCUGCGGAUCCUGCCCCAGACCUUUGGCUUCAUUUUGCCACUGCUGGUCAUGCUGUUCUGCUACGGAUUCACCCUGCGCACACUGUUUAAGGCCCACAUGGGGCAGAAGCAGCGGGCCAUGCGUGUCAUCUUUGCUGUGGUCCUCAUCUUCCUGCUCUGCUGGCUGCCCUACCACCUGGUCCUGCUCACAGACACCCUCAUGAGGACCCAGAUGAUCAAGGAGACCUGUCAGCGCCGCAACGACAUCGACCGGGCCCUGGAUGCCACCGAGAUUCUGGGAUUCUUCCACAGCUGCCUCAACCCCCUCAUCUACGCCUUCAUUGGCCAGAAGUUUCGCCAUGGACUCCUCCGGAUCCUAGCCACGCAUGGCCUGAUCAGCAAGGACUCCCUGCCCAAGGACAGCCGGCCUUCCUUCGUUGGCUCAUCUUCAGGGCACACUUCCACUACUCUCUAAGGCCUCCUGCCUACGUGCUGCCCUGUGGGUCCUCCCUUCCCUUCAGAGUCACUUUCCAAGCCUCAUGUCCACUGGUUCUUCUGGUUUCAGUGUCAGUGCAGCCCCCACUGUGGUCAGAGGAAGCAGAGGAGGCCACAUUCUUACUACGUUCCCUUGCAUGGUUUAGAAAGCCUGCCCUGGCACCCUACCCCUCACCAUAAUUUCUAUAUCACCUGCUGGAGCUCUGUCCAUCCUGCCCCUGAGCCCAUGGCACUCUGUGUUAUAAGAAGUGAAAAUCUACAUUCCGGUGAGACAGCUCUGCAUGCUCAUUAGGAUGGCUAGUAUCAAAAGAAAGAAAAUCAGGCUGGGUGCUGUGACUCAGGCCUGUAGUCCCAGCACUUUGGGAGGCUAAGGUGGGCAGAUCACUUGAUAUGAGGGGUUUGAGACCAGCCUGGCCAAUAUGGUGAAACCCUGUCUCGACUAAAAACACACACAAAAACAAUUAGCCAGGUGUAGUGGUAGUUACCUGUAAUCACAGCUACUCCAGGGGCUGAGGCAGGAGAAUCACUUGAACCCAGGAGGCGGAGAUUGCAGUGAGCCAAGAUCACGCCCCUGCACUCCAGCCUGAGCGACAGAGCAAGACUCUAUCUCAGUCCAUCAAGGUGUAGGGGAGAAACUAGAACUCUUAAGCGUUGGUGAUGGGAAUGUAAAAUGGUGCAGCCACCGUGGAAGACAGCGUGGCAGCUUUCCUCAAAAAAGCGGACGUAGAAUUACCACAUGAUCCUGCAAUUUCACUUCUAGGAAUUGACCCAUACCAAGUGAAAGUAGGGACUUGAACCAGUAUUUGUGCACUAAUAUUCAUAGCAGCAUUAUUCACAGGAGACAAAAAUGGAAACAACCCAAAUGAUCAUCAAUGAAUGAAUGAAUGACUAAACGAAAUGUGGUAUGUAAGUGACGAAGUAUCCUUCAGCCUGAGAAAGGAAUGAAGUACUGAUACAUGUUACAACAUGCACGAGGCUUGAAAACUUUAUGCUAAGUGAAAUAAGCCAGACGUAAACAGAUAAAUAUUUUGAUUCCACUUACAUGAGGUACUGAGAGUGAACAAACUCACAGAGACAGAAAGAGAACAGUAGUUACCAGGACUGAGAGGAGUGAGCAUGAGGAGUGAUGGCCUGAUGGGUACAAGGUUUAUGUUCGGGAUCUUGAAAAGUUCUGAAGAUACAAAGUAGUAAUUGUACAACAAUGUGAAAGUGAUUAAUGCCGUGAAAUUGACACUUCAAAAUGGUUUAAAUGGUAAAUUGUGUUAUGGAUACUUUAUAUCAAUUUAAAAAAAAAAAACUGAACCCCAAAAGGUACUUUAAUCAUCAAGGCUGAUUAAACCAAGGCUGGAACCACCUGCCUAUAUUUUUUGUUAAAUGAUUUCAUUAAAUAACUUUUUUUGAUAAACCAUUUUUACUUGGGUGUUU